AUGGAUAUCCAUUCAGCAUUCCAACUUUCAAAUUAUUGCGAAGAUAUUGGAAUGCAUGAAGAAGGCCUUAUAUUACUCAAAUACUCAGCGAUGAGGUAUCAUCCACAAGCUCCUCUUGCCUUAGCUGCCCUCGCUUUGCAAAAACAAAACACUCAAGAAGCACUUUACUGGUAUUCAAGAUGCGAAACUACAAGAACAAGCAAACAAUUAAUUCUUCGUGUUGCCAUGCUUCUUCUCGACUUCGGAACUUACGAGGCAUUCAUCGCCGAGAACCUUUUGAUACAAUUAGUUCCAAGCGGAAUGUCUGAAGCUCUCUAUUACUUAGGAUACCUGCAUAUGAAACAUCCAGGCGAUUUCAUAGGCAGUGACAGCCUCGUAAUCGAGUAUUUCACGCAAGCUGCAAAUAAUGGAAAUCUCCAAGCGAUGGAUACGCUCGGAAAGUGCUAUUUGAACGGUAUUUGCGUCGAAAAAGAUGUGGAAAAGGGAACAGAAUUACUCAAGAAGGCUGGAGAACUUGCAAUGAAGUUAAUUCAGGAAAAUCACGAAGAAAAUGAAAAUGAUGAAGAAAUAGAAGAGGAAGAAGUACCAGAAAAGAUAUCAAAGGCCAAGGAAUUGCUUAUUGACACAUCAAUAUCUCUUGGAAUUGCAGCUGCAGUUGGAUUUGGAACUGUGUUUUUAUUUAGAAAGUUUUUUGGAAAAUAG
Messenger RNA from Trichomonas vaginalis G3, 702 nucleotides. Its product is annotated as tetratricopeptide repeat domain domain-containing protein. Gene Ontology annotation, biological process: ERAD pathway. Gene Ontology annotation, molecular function: protein binding. The transcript has a single exon. Bases 1 to 702 code for a protein of 233 amino acids. Gene Ontology annotation, cellular component: endoplasmic reticulum membrane. The record is from RefSeq and is a predicted model, not a curated record. NCBI's taxonomy places the organism in Eukaryota, Parabasalia, Trichomonadida, Trichomonadidae.